Molecule: messenger RNA, 2991 nt
Organism: Macrosteles quadrilineatus (aster leafhopper)
Lineage: Eukaryota; Metazoa; Arthropoda; Insecta; Hemiptera; Cicadellidae
Exons: 2
Coding region: 1-2991 (996 amino acids)
Source: RefSeq, a predicted model, not a curated record
AUGGAAUUCUCUUGCGUUGCUGCUGGGUCGUUCCACCAGGGAGAUCCCAGAUUUACCGAGAGCAACAACGCUCAAUGCAUGGCAAAUGCAACCUGUGCCCUCGCAUGGCAAGCAUUCUGCGGCGGAUUCAGUACCAACGCUAUUGACGCUAUACUCAUGGCGGGCGAUAGCUUGUAUACACUAUCUCGCCGUGAGCAUAGCAUCACUAACCGGUAUCUGUUCCCUGAGGACCUCGCCAGGCACUUCGUGGUUGCACACCAUCGUGUUACCAUCGAAGAAAUUUCUUGUGUUUGGGACGGGUUGUAUCCGUUACGAAACGAUGGCCUAGAUGAGGUGACCUCUUCCUUGUCUUCGGUUUUGGAAGCAGCUAUGCCCGGUGACUCCGUUGAUAGCGGUUUUUUGUUUACGGGACAGUUGGUGACAGUCGCUUUUUGGCGUUUCCAAGGGCGGCUGUACCUCUUUGAUUCCCACGCGGUAAACGAAAACCGUCGUCGAGACAUUGAUGAGGCGAGAAAUAAGGCUAGGGUGUUCGUCUGUAAUAGUUUUCGUUCUCUAGCUUCCCUCAUUUUGGUGAAUUCUGCGUUCGUCGGUGGGCAGUACUCCGUCACAAAAAUAAAGUUUUCCGUCAACGAAACUCAAACUGUCCACACGGUCGACUGUUCGGACAAUGACUUAACUCAGUUAUCAGAAUCUGCCUCUGAGACAGUUGUUCAGAAAACCAAAUGUCCUGGUAGACCAAAAACAAUAAAGCGUGGUCGUCCAAAGCUUUUAGACACGACCCGAGAAGAGCAAGUGGAUGCGGCGAAGAAGAAGUAUAGGGAGACGCACGCUGACAAACUCCGGGAUGACAGUCAACGUUACACUCAAACCCACCCUGAGGUGCACCGAAAGGCUGUUCAGCAAUACGACCUGCGUAAUCCCGGUGCUUCUGCUGAGAGAGUUCAGAUUUUUCGCCUGAAAAAUCCGAAAAUGUCUGAACUUCGCUAUAUGCCCGCAUCACUUGCUCGGUCCGUAGUCAAAAAUGGCCCCAUAUGUCGUCAUUGCCAAGCACGGCUCUUCGAGGAGGAGAAGAAUAGAAAGCAAUGGUGCUGCGGGGAAGGAGCGUUCAAUGUUCUCGACAUUCCUCCGUUGCAAGAACGCUUUUAUUCCGACCGUCUCUUCCUGGAAAGAGCCCGUGCGUACAACGACCUGUUUGCUUUCUGCGCGCUCGAAGUGUCAGGCGGGUAUCGUCAUCCCAGUGGUCUUUCUUUUUUCAAGAUCGAGGGAAGAAUGUACCACCAGGUCUACAAUCUGGACGCCCCAGGACAAAAGUUCACCACUCGUUCUGGGAACGUUCAGUUUGUGAAUCGGUCCCGCCUGUAUAUUGACGAUGGCGAAGAGCGCCGUAACAUUGCGAUGGGUAGAUCGCUUGAUGCCGAGAUCAUCGACGGUAUUGCUGAUUUCCUGUCUAGGGAAAAUCCUUACAUUGAGCAUUACCGUCGAUUGAGCAACGAGCCUUCCGUAACAGCUCACUUGGCUUUUGAAGUAACAAGCAGGUCUACCCAUGGCCCUGUUCUCGGUGAUCGGCAAACAGGCGUCGAAGUGCACGCCGUGCUCAGCAAUGAUGAAAACGACACUGAGCCCCGGAGACUGACUAUAUGGAAAUCCGGUUCCGAUAGACCUACAUUUAUUGAUCUUUUACACCCCCUAAUGGAACCUUUCCAAUAUCCCCUACUUUACCCGCAAGGCACUGUGGGAUGGCACGUUGGCCGCCUUGAUAACAAGGGUGCCAAACUGACUCAAUUUAAGUACUCGCGGUGCCUCCUACUUUCUGAACCUCGCUUCUCUCACCUAGGCCGUCUCUCACAAGCUUGGCAGGUUGAGAUGUUCGCGAGGUACGAGGAGGAGAAACUGCGUUACAUUAAGUUUACGCAGCUGAAGAACACCGAUAGUGCCUUGCGGGUGGGGCCGGUUGACGAGAUUCGGAAUGCACAGCAGGUCUUGAACGACAUCGCUCGUGAUGAAACCGUCCAAGGCGAGGGUGGGGUGCAGGCAGGAAAAGUCUACCUCCCAAGUUCGUUCACCGGGGGGCCCAGGUACAUGAAAGUAAAAUACGAAGACGCUAUGGCAAUCGUAUCGCGCCUGGGUUCCCCCACUUUCUUUUUGACGUUUACUUACAACGCGACUUGGGAGGAAAACAAGAAAGCUUGCCCUCGUGGAGGUACUCGCAGUGACCCUAGCACUGCUUGCAGAGUUUUUAGGAUCAAACUUCUGGAACUUCUCCGAGACCUGCGCAGCGGAGCAAUGUUUGGACGCUCUGUCUAUAUCGUCUACGUCAUCGAGAUGCAAAUGAGGGGCCUUCCUCACGCCCACAUUGUAUUCAAGAUUGACGGCGACGGACCAGUUCAGGCGUCCGAAAUUGACUCCAUCAUCCGCGCGGAUAUUCCCUCGGAAGAAGAGGCCGGAGGCCGACUGAGAAAGUUGGUCCUCAAACACAUGAUCCACGGUCCAUGUGGUAAUGAUCAUAGGACUGACUUUCUCUGUUGGGACUCUGCAAAGGGUUACUGCACCAAAUACUUCCCCAAGCCCUGCUGUGAAACCACCCACGUCGACGAGAGGGGAUUCGUCCAGUACAAGCGAGAUUAUACCAAUCGGGGGACAAUUGUAUCACGCAAUAAGAACAUUAUCGUACAUGACGGUUGGGUUGUGCCUUAUAAUCCCGCACUGAUGUUGAAAUACGAGGCUCACAUCAAUUUGGAGCUGGCGUCUACUCGCCGCGUGAUUAAGUACCUCUUCAAAUAUCUUAUGAAGGGAGGAUCUCUCCAGAACGUCACAGUUACUCCCUUCAGUAAGCAAGAUGAUGAGGUACAGCAUUACGUGACGAAGAGAAUGGUGGGUGCCAGUGACGCGUGCUGGCGUUUAUUAAACUUUCCAGUAUCAGAAUCUGAGCCGGCUGUUGAAUGUCUUCCCGUCCAUCUGGAGGGCAAGCAGUCGUGGAGGUACUCGCAGUGA